GUCUAAUAUUACCGUUGCCCUUUUCUCUCUUAUAUACACCCCCUUCCUUCCACCCUCCUCCAAUAUCAAAAAACACCACAGCCAUCAAAACAACUCUAGCCCAAAUCUCUCAACCGCCAAGAAACACCGCCCUCGCCCCGCGGGAUUCUCCUACCGACUCGCCGGGCUUUCCGAGUUCUCAACCGAUUCUCCCUCCAAAUGGGUCUCUCCAUUGAAACCAGCGACCCGCACUACCACACCCACAAGAUCUUCCUCUUCUGCAACUACAUCCUCCUGGGCGCAGCCUCGAGCUGCAUCUUCCUCACCCUCUCCCUCCGCCUCAUCCCCUCCCUCUGCGGGUUCUUCCUCAUCUUCCUCCACAUCCUCACCAUCGCCGGCGCCAUCUCCGGCUGCGCUGCCGCCUCCUCCCGCGCCGGCAGCAAGUGGUACGGGACCCACAUGGUCGCCACCGUCUUGACGGCGAUAUUCCAAGGCUCUGUCUCGGUCCUCAUCUUCACGAGGACCAGUGAUUUUCUUGGCAACUUGAAGUCCUAUGUCCAGGAACAAGAUGGUGCAGUGAUACUGAAAUUGGCAGGUGGUUUGUGUGUGCUGAUAUUCUGCCUGGAGUGGGUGGUUCUGACUCUUGCAUUCUUCCUCAAGUACUAUGCGUAUGUGGAAGGUGGUGAUCUUUCCAAGAGGAGCGCAAAGGUGCAGCAGGUGGAGGAGGAGGACAUGAAGAACUGGCCAUGGCCCUUCCAAGUCUGAAAACUAGCUCAGUCUCAAAAGUAUUCGGCCACCGCUGCGGCCUAUGGUGUUUGUUUGUGACAUCAAUUCUUUCAUUUUCUUGGCGUUUCUCUCAUGUUCUUGGAGUUCAUUGGGAGGAAUUGGUUUGUUUUCUUUUCAGUUGUAUGAACUGGCCUGGUUUUCUUUUCAUGUGAGAUAUCAAUUCUUUCAUUUCCUUUGUAUGAACUGGGCCUCCUCUUUGGGGUGUGAUUAAUUUGGUUCAGAUUAAUAGACAGGCAGUCAUUACUCUGCCAUAAUAUUAUGGA
Molecule: messenger RNA, 1028 nt
Organism: Rhododendron vialii
Lineage: Eukaryota; Viridiplantae; Streptophyta; Magnoliopsida; Ericales; Ericaceae
Exons: 2
Coding region: 199-744 (181 amino acids)
Source: RefSeq, a predicted model, not a curated record